Molecule: messenger RNA, 922 nt
Organism: Poecilia latipinna (sailfin molly)
Lineage: Eukaryota; Metazoa; Chordata; Actinopteri; Cyprinodontiformes; Poeciliidae
Product: 2-acylglycerol O-acyltransferase 2-B-like
Exons: 6
Coding region: 404-889 (161 amino acids)
Biological process (GO): triglyceride biosynthetic process
Cellular component (GO): endoplasmic reticulum membrane
Molecular function (GO): diacylglycerol O-acyltransferase activity
Source: RefSeq, a predicted model, not a curated record
GCGGCUGUCAUCGAGGCCCCGCCCCCCGAGGCUGAUUCACUAUGACGUAAAGGAGAGACGUUUCUCCUCGCGCUGCCUGAGACUCCCUGCUGAAUCUGAUUGGAGGAAACAGUCUUAACCCCGCCCACACCGCGCCGCCCACCGCUUCGCUGCCAGAGCUGAUUGACCAAUAGGAACACACCCAGGGAUCCGUCCUGUGCGCAUGCGUAGAGCCAGGAGCAGCGUGUGGAAAGUUUGUGAUGAAAGUUUGGAGAGUUACAGUUCAGUAGGAGAAAAGGAGGAAGAGGAGGAGGAAGAAGAGGAGAAAUAGGAAAAAGAGAAGCUCUUUAUCUCCCGCUGAAGCUCCGACCCGCCGCGGCUCCUCUCCGCUCCCCAGGCCGCCCUCAGCUGUUCCUCCCCCGGCAUGAAGAUCCAGUUCGCCCCGCUGAACGUCCCGCUGCGGAGGCGGCUGCAGACCGCCGCGGUGCUGCAGUGGGUCUUCUCCUUCCUGGCUCUGGCCCAGUUCUGCCUGGCCGCCUUCGUCCUGCUGGCCGUCUCUGAUUGGUGGAUCGCUGCUCUGCUCUAUGCUGGUUGGCUGUGGCUGGACUGGGACACGCCCACCAGCGGAGGCCGGCGCUGCCAUUGGGUCAGGAAGUGGAGCGUGUGGCGCCACUUCAGGGACUACUUCCCCCUGGAGCUGGUGAAGACGGUCGAUCUGGACCCGACCCAGAACUACAUCUUUGGGUUCCAUCCCCAUGGGGUUCUGGUGGCCGGGGCGUUCGGGAACUUUUGCACGGAGGCGACCGGGUUCUCCCGCCUGUUUCCGGGCCUGCGGUCCCACCUGCUCAUGCUGCCGUUCUGGUUCCGAGUGCCGUUCUUCAGGGAUUACAUCAUGUGUGGAGGUGAGUGAGGUUCUACCGGGUCGGGCAGCAGAAGGUCCGAU